This is a messenger RNA of Anneissia japonica, 8029 nucleotides long. Its product is annotated as G surface protein, allelic form 156-like. Gene Ontology annotation, biological process: cell-matrix adhesion. Lineage: Eukaryota; Metazoa; Echinodermata; Crinoidea; Comatulida; Comatulidae. Gene Ontology annotation, molecular function: calcium ion binding. The coding region runs from base 1 to 6528 and encodes 2175 amino acids. The record is from RefSeq and is a predicted model, not a curated record. The transcript is spliced from 37 exons.
AUGGCACCAGCAUACGCCAAUAUCUACAUGGCCUACUUUGAAGAUUCGUGCGUUUACCGACACCCCCUACAGCCUUUACAGUACGUCAGGUAUAUCGAUGACGUAUUUUUCAUUUGGCCACAUGGCGAAGAUUCUCUCCAAGAGUUCAUAAGUUCCAUCAACAACACCCAUCACAACAUCCGUUUCACCGCAAGCCAAUCAUUCACUGAUAUCGCCUUCCUCAACGUUCUUACGGCAACGUUUCAAGCAGCUCUUAUCACUGAUGGUGUUUAUAGUUUUGUUAUCUUCAACUACGAGAUUGGUGGUAUGCUGUGGAAUCCAGAUGUUCUUGCUCAGAAAAACCUUGUGAUCGGUUAUGGUGUUGGUGCAAAUGCUAAUAGAACAUUCAACAAUGUCCAGUUGGAUUCAAGAUUAUUUCCAACUGAAGAUUCAAGAUACUUUCCAGAUUCAACAAGUAACACAGGCUUAGAUGGCCAAUGGUUCUUUAGACUUGAGGACAAUAAUGAGAAUACUAUUAAUUACAGACAGUAUUGUAUGAAUUGGAGGCAGACUGAAUCUGAUGACUUGUAUUGGUUAGAUCGCCUGGGAACCUGUCCUUGUGCGUUUGGUCAAGGUUCAAAUGAUCUAGGAUUUGGAAGGGGUAGACGGGGUCGUCGAGGAAGAAAUCAAGACGCAAAUGGAAACGGGCAAAUGAGUCCACUUUCACCUGAGCUUCUUAAUGAUAUUGAAAAUAUUUCAGGCACUCCAUUUUGCCUGCAGACACAAGUGGCCUCCGCUUCAGGGGCAGGCAUGAGAUGCUGUUACAGAGGAGAUGGCUCAUUAAUAGAAGGAUAUGAAAACGAUGUAUUUACAAGUAGUUUUGUUCAGCGAUAUCAGUUUGUAGAAGGGCCAUUCUUCAAUUUCUGGAUAUAUUUAUAUUGGUUAUAUUUUGAUUUAAUUCCUCAAUAUGUUUGCUGUGAAAGAUCAAAUGAUCCUUACUACUGUAACCUGUACUCGGAGGUUCGGCCUAAAGGAACAUGUAACGGUUAUCUUCCACCAAAUACAGGUUGGAUGUUUGGCGAUCCUCACAUCCGUACGCUUGAUGGGCUUGAGUACACUUUCAAUGGCAUUGGUGAAUUUGUUCUCGUGACUGUCAACGAAGGCGACUUCGUAUUACAAGGUCGAAUGGAAAAACCAGUAAUUGAAGAUGAAAAUGUACUAGCUACCAUAUUCUCAGCGUUUGCAGCUCAGGAAAGAUCGACAAAGGUACAAAUGACGCUAAAUGCAAGUUCGAAUGAUUUCGCUAUUUUAGUUAAUGGAAGCAUCGUUGUCAAUAAAACAAGUCUGGCUGAAGGUCCUUACACACCACCAGCUGAUCCUGGUUUUAUAAUAAGUCUCCCUUCUGGAAAUUCAACUGGGAACCGUGUAAUUGCAUCAUGGUUAUCCGGAAUUGCCAUAUCUGUUGGUUUAUCUGGCCCAGCAUUAGACGUCGUGGUGUCUAUUCCGGAAAGUUUUAAAGGUUCUACCAAAGGAUUAUAUGGUGUUUGGAAUGAUAAUGUAACAGACGAUCUUACAUAUCCAAACAACAGUAUGAUGUCUGUACCUGAAAAUGGAACUUUGACAGAUAGUGACGCAUUUUAUUUUGGAGUUACAUGGAGAACAACGGAUCAAUCCACACUCUUCACAUAUUCUGAUGGAGAAUCAUGGAACACUUUGAAUAACUUAACAUUCGUACCAGUAUUUUUAGAAGACCUUAUCGAAGAGAAUGAAGGUACUGCACUGUAUAAUGAGGCAAUACAAGAAUGCGGUGAUGAUCGUAUGUGUCUUUUUGAUGCAUUAGCAACAAGUGAUAUUUCUUUUGGUGUAAAUACAAUGGAAAUAAAUAACAACAACAACGAAAAUGCAGAUGAACUUGCAAAUUUUCCACCCAACAUUACCAGUGUUAUUGCCAUUUCUCCCGAAAAUGCGCUAAAUGGAACUAACCGACUUAUGGUUAUGGUAGAUAAUCAGUAUAUACUCAGGAUUAAUGCCUCAGACCCCGAAGGUGACCCAAUUACAUAUUCUCUUGAAGACAUUGUCCCAGGUGGAGGCAUUGAUACUGAUGGUUACUUUUUCUGGACACCUGGUUCCACCGACCAAGUUUUACUAACAUUAGUCGCAAUGGACAAUAAGGGUGCAGCGACAGCAUUUCCACUUGAGGUCAUCAUUUGUGAAUGCCAAAAUGGCGGAGUUUGUGAUUUCAAUGCUCUUGUCGAUGGAUCAGACCUCUUGAACAAUCGUUUUGCGGUUUCAGAGUGUAAUUGCCCAGCUGCUUGGACGGGCACAGAUUGUAGUGAUGAUUACAAUGCAUGCUUAGAUGAGCCUUGUUAUACAGGUGUUGCAUGUUUUGACCAGAUGGCACCUUUGGCAAAUGUAACAUGUGGUAGCUGUCCCAGUGGUUUGAUUGGAAAUGGAUUCAAGUGUUACGAUUACAAUGAAUGUGUUGAAGGUCGUGACAGAGAAGAUGGUGUAGAAUUCUGUGAACAGGAAUGUACAAAUACUUUAGGGUCAUAUACAUGUAGUUGCAGAGAAGGAUACGACUUGGAUGUUGGUCUUAAAACGUGCAACGACAUUGAUGAAUGUAUGAUGAUGAGAGACGACUGUAGCAACCAGGCAUUAUGUACAAAUACUGAGGGAUCUUUCAACUGCACGUGUUUAGAUGGGUACAGUGGUGAUGGAAAAACAUGCAAUAAUAUAAAUGAGUGUGGAAGAGUGGAUUUCCCUUGUGACAUUAACGCAGAAUGCACCGACACGGAUGGUUCAUUUGUUUGCCAAUGUACUGAUGGUUACGAAGGAAAUGGACAGACAUGUGAAGAUAUCGACGAGUGUGCUCGUUCACUUCAUACAUGCGACAUUCACGCUGUCUGUAUGAAUACCCAAGGUUUUUAUAUGUGUGCCUGUGCUUCUGGAUGGACUGGUAAUGGAACGAUUUGUCAAGAUGUAAACGAAUGCAACAAUAUGUUGCCGUGUUCCAGCGAAAGAUAUAUUUGUGAAAACACACCUGGUAGCUUUGCUUGUAGUUGUCCAAAUGGUUACUAUGAUGGAUCACCUUGCAUGGACAUUGAUGAAUGCACUAGCGGUACCCACAACUGCUCUGAUACAGCAAUGUGUGUUAAUACCAAUGGUGGAUUUGAAUGUCCGUGUAGAACAGGCUACAACCUAACAGAUGGUACAUGCCAAGACAUCGACGAGUGUGCUGCUGUCCUGAAACCGUGUGACGUAAAUGCUGAUUGUGAAAACACAAUUGGAGGUUUUGACUGCACAUGCCAUUCCGGUUACACGCAGAGCGGAAGUGACUGUGAUGAUAUAAAUGAAUGUGAACUUAAUAUUGACAACUGCCAGCAAAUGUGUAACAAUACAGAUGGAAGCUAUAAUUGUUCCUGCAACACAAACUAUGUAUUACAAAAUGAUGGAAUGUCUUGUCAACCUAUACAGGGUGCAGAAUGUACUAACAAUCCAUGUGUGAACGCAUUCUGCUCAAUGAAUGGAGGUGAAGUUGAAUGUCUAUGUAAACAAGGAUAUGAAUCCAUCGAUGGGAAUUCAACACAUUGUCAAAAUAUUAAUGAGUGCACAAGUGGAGACCAUAUGUGUUCUGAGAACUGCGUGGAUACAGAAGGCUCUUAUAACUGCUCAUGUAGUGCUAAUUAUCAGCUAUCUGAUAAUCAGAGAGAUUGCGAUGAUAUAAAUGAGUGUGGUAUUUCGGAUUCAUGUAGUGAAAAUGCAAUGUGUAUCAACGCUCCUGGUACAUACAUAUGUUCAUGUAAUUCUGGUUAUUCUGGAAACGGUCAACAGUGUAACGAUAUCGAUGAAUGUGAACAUAUUCGACUCUACUGUUCCGGAAAUGAGACUUGUGACUAUGAAAGAUGUGAUGAUGCUGCCUUCUGUACUAAUACUAACGGUUCAUAUAUGUGUCAAUGUAAAGGUGGUUUUACAGGAAGUGGCAAGAUUUGUUUUGAUGUGAAUGAAUGUUCUUCAAUGCCAUGUGAUUCCAUGGCUACAUGUGAAAAUACACCUGGGAAUUACUCAUGUACCUGUAAUGAUGGAUUUGCUGGCAAUGGUAUCACUUGCCAAAAUAUCGAUGAAUGUGAAUACAAUGGCACUUGCAAUGAAAACGCUGAAUGUACAGACACGGAAGGAGCUUUCCAAUGCAACUGUCAUGAUGGUUUCCGUGGAGAUGGAAUAACAAGUUGUAAUAAUAUCGAUGAAUGUGCAGAAAACACUGCUGAUUGCCAUGCAGAUGCUACAUGUACUGACACACCCGGUUCAUUUACAUGCAUGUGUAAUGCAGGCUUCAAUGGAACUGGACAAAACUGUGAAAAUAUCAAUGAAUGUGCAUCAUCUGACCUGAAUAACUGUGAUGAAAAUGCUUCGUGCAUGGAUUCAGUUGGUUCCUACCUCUGCGUAUGCAACGGAGGUUACAUGAGCAACGAUGGGGGAAGUGCAAUUGAAGGCAAUUGUGAUGAUAUCGAUGAGUGUAUGCUGAAUAUUCAUAAUUGUUCGAAUUUAGCAACUUGUCAAAAUACACCUGGUGGAUUUGAAUGCUCUUGUGGUGAAGGAUAUCAGGGUGAUGGAUAUCAGUGCUCAGAUAUAAAUGAAUGCGAAAUGACCAAUAAUUGUAAUAUUGAUGAAAAAAAGCAGUGUAAUAAUGUUGAAGGAAACUACACAUGCGUGUGUAUGAAUAACUUUGUGGAAGUGGAUGGUACCUGUGUAGGUGCAUUAACCAUGAAUAUGGUAGUGAACUUUACAGACAUCAAAGGAAUCGUUGUCAGUGUGCAGCCAGCAGUAUUUGAUUCCGUUGACAUUCGAAAUGGUCUUGUAAAUGAUGUUUACACUCUGUUUCAGUCAUCAAGCAUCGGUAGCUCCAUAUUACAAAUAAGUGUAGAUUCCUAUAGGCAAAUUCCUCCAUUAGUGGAAGUCACUUUCCGACUUGAUCUACCAACAUCAACAAACUUGACAUUGAAUGACGUCACGGCAGUAUUUUAUGGAGGAUUAACAGGAGCAGAAAAUACGCAAUUGCAGCCAGACAGUGCCGUCUUUUAUGUAAUGAUGCCUGUAGUAACAACUACUCAGCAAACCACUGCAACAGAACUAACUACAACAGAAGCAAGACCAACUAAUGUAAUAACAAUGGACCAAACUACAAUAACCACAGCAGAACCAACUACAAUAACUACAGAAGAAACUACAACAGGAGUAGCAUCAACUAUUGUAACAACAAAGGAACAAACUACAUUAACCACAGCAGAACCAACUACAGAAGAAACAACUACAACAGGAGCAGCAUCAACUAUUGUAACAACAAAGAAACAAACUACAUUAACCACAGCAGAACCAGCUACAACAAGAUCAGAAACUACUGUUGAACAAACUACAUUAACCACAGCAGAACCAGCUACAACAGGAUCAGAAACAACUACUAUUGAACAAACUACAAUAACCACAGCAGAACCAACUACAACAGGAGCAGGUUCAACUAUUGCAACAACAAAGAAACAAACUACAUUAACCACAGCAGAACCAGCUACAACAGGAUCAGAAACAACUACUAUUGAACAAACUACAAUAACCACAGCAGAACCAACUACAACAGGAGCAGGUUCAACUAUUGUAACAACAAAGAAACAAACUACAUUAACCACAGCAGAACCAAGCACGGCACCAGUUACCACGUAUAAUGUAAGGCUGGAAAUUACUAGUGAAGUGUAUGUUAAUGAACUUGAAGAUUCGACGUCGCCAUUGUACAUAGAGUAUGAACAGAAAAUCUGUAAUUCGAUAAGAGCUUUAUUCGAUGCCAUCCUGGAAUGCUCAGUCCUUAGCUUUGAAAAUGGGAGCAUAAUCGCAAAUGUACAGGUAGAAUUUCCAGAGGACACUACUACUUCUGAAGGAAUACAGGCAGUGCUUGCUGCGGUUGAAAAUGGCAUGUUGCCUGACACUGAUUUUGUCAUUAACACUGAAGCUAUAACUGUGACAGAAGUUGAAUCAUGUACUUCCGAUUAUUGUUACAAUGGUGGGACUUGUUACGAAAAUGAUGGAACACCUGUAUGCAAAUGUGUAUCUGACUACGAAGGUGAAAAAUGUCAAGAUAAAAAAGAUACGAUUCUGUACGUUGCAAUUGCUCUGGCUUCUGUAGUCUCGGUUAUUGUCAUAGUAUGUACCAUAGUCUUCGUGUGCCUGUGUCUAUACAGGAAAAAUCUUUACCAGCAAAAGAAAAUUACUGCACAUCCCAAAAAUAGGCAUAAUCGUCAUCAAACGCCUUAUCAGUUUGGAUAUCUAGAUAGUGACAGUCUAUCUAGUUCCUCUCAUUCAGAUAGACUUGUGCAAUACCAACGAGGUUUGAUGCUCAACUCAAGAACUGAUGUUGGUGGAUAUAACAGAGCAAUGCCUACUACCGAAUUCCGUCGUCCCUAUGUUGUUUCUGGUGACGAACAAGAGCAUGUGUACGACAACAGGGGCCGUGAUUUCAACGAAGAGCGCUGGCUAGACCGCCGUAGGGACAACAACUACAGAUAAUCCACUCCAAAUGACAAUGAACCUUUUGAUGUAAUAGUUAUGAUAGACAUAGUAUAAUGCUUACAAUAAUUUUUAUUAUUUGUAUAUAUUCUACGCUCUCUAAAAUAAAUUGGAGGCAAUAAUAAUCAAGAAGUUGUACACAACACAAAGGUAAAUCGUACGGUUCAAGUUUAUUAACUCUAUUAUUCAUAUACUACGGUACUGGAGUAUAACUUAGUCAUACAGUACAUAUUCUGAAUAUUUUAACUAAUUCUUUGUCAUCUUGGGGCUACUCAUGUACUGCCUUGUAUUUUUGAGACUCAGUUGAGAUCCCGAUAGAACAGAGUAGAUUCCAGGGAGAUCUCACUAGCUAUUGUUAUUUACUUAGUAUUAAAUAUUCAUAAAUCUGCAUUAUUACUACAUUAUUUCGUGAAUACUUACCUGGAUAAACUGACUAAUUGCCAUUGUUUCCAAACGGAACACCCCUUCGAAAUAAAUGGAACAGUCCGCCCAGGGCGCCACGUACGAACCGUCUCCCUAACAAACGUCCUCAUUCCCUUUUCGACCUUCGUUAAUCUGCAUUAUUGAAUUUGGAGCGAAAUACUUCACCAAGAAUUAUACCAGCCAUUAUCACAUGAGUAGCACCAGUGUUGAGUAGGCCUAUGUUAGAUGGGAAGAUGUUAGGGAUGGUCUGGUGGCGAAAUCAGAAUUUUGUAUAAUUCAGUGAGAUGCUGUUACAACCAAGACAUUCUUUACGUUAAGAUGUACACCCGAGACCGGCCAUAAUUCAUUGACUUAAGUUGAUUAUGUAAAUCUAUAUACAUGUAGCUGAGACAACCAUACAAGUUCUAAAGUUGUCUCAGCUUUUAGGUAGCAUACCACCCACUUUUCUAUGCUGUAGACAGUGGUUUAUAUCAUACCUCUAUGGGGGACAGUUUGCUGUACUUUUGCCGCUAUUAACAUGUUAAUGUUUCAUCAGCCUGCUUGUGAUAGGACAUAUUCCUUCCUACAGUACUUAGAAGGCCCUACACAGUUAAACCACCAUCACUUGGAAACAAUGAGUUUCUUUAUACGGUCCACUUGUAUGUAAACAUCUUAAUUUGCUUUAAUUGUUUCAGGUUGUUUUUUUACCAAAUGUUUAUAUGAAUUUAUUUUUCUACUGAUAAUAUAUAUAUGUGUAUUUUGCAUAUUGCAGCUUAUUUCAUUUAAUAAUUACCUAUACCAAUAAAUGACUAUAAUUAUAGUAUGCUGUUUAGUACCAAUAUUAUAUUAAAUAAAGAUUAGGUUAGGAUUAUCAGAAUUUUAUUAAAAACAUUGAUGCAUAUAUGUUACAUUUAAUAGUCAUUUUAUACAACAGUCGUUCGUUUCGUCAUAUUAAUAUCUGUUCUAUAACUGGUCAUGGAACUCAUGGGACAUUAAUAACGACCAUAAUAUUACUGUAUCUUAAAAUUGUGAUUUAUUAAUGUCAAUUUAGGUCAUUUCCCAGUAUUGACUGAAUUAAAGUAUUUCAUAGCCUUGAAAA